Molecule: messenger RNA, 1580 nt
Organism: Pseudogymnoascus destructans
Lineage: Eukaryota; Fungi; Ascomycota; Leotiomycetes; Thelebolales; Thelebolaceae
Exons: 3
Coding region: 453-1220 (255 amino acids)
Source: RefSeq, a predicted model, not a curated record
UCUUCUUCAACUAAUUAUCUCUUGGUGCCUUGGUGCUUCAUCUCUAGAGCUAUUGCAAUUCCGACACAUAAUGUGUUGGAAUUGCAGUAACACAACUGCACAUAACUUCUUCCAUUAGUGGUAGCCCUGAGAGACUGUUGCUGACAAUUUUAUUAUAGGCCUCAAUCAAUGUACUCCCUUACCAACGGCUGCUUCCUCUUCCUCGCCGGCUCGAUAGCGGACCACAUUGGCAACCGCAACAUGAACAUCUUCGGCUGCUUUUUCGCGGGAGCUUUUGUCCUAGCUGCCGGCCGCUCACAGACAGGACUUCAAUUGACCGCCUUCCGUGGGCUGCAAGGUAUUGGUACUGCCAUGUGCCUACCGACUGCCUUUAGUAUAAUUUCAAAAACAAUUCCCAUGGGGAGGAAGAGGAAUAUUGCUUUUGCGUGUCUAGGUUUGGGACAACCACUCGGAUGGUUUUUAGGCCUAUUAGUCAAGGUUCUCAAGCAGGACAGCGAACGCAAGAACUACAACCUUUCCAGCCCGCACAACCAGCAUCUGCAAACUCUUCCGGUGUUCCCACCCCAGCCCGACCCAAAGAGCAGAUGAGGUCACAAGUUGAGCACGGCGAUAUGCAUCUCCAGGUAACUCCGAACAGCGCCAAGUCGCCAAGCUCAUCUCACUUGACCAGCACUUCAAGGGCCUUCGAGAAGCUCAAAUUUGCUGAAGUUCGGGACCUCGCAAGAAAGAAGUAUAAACGCUUCGACGAUCUGAACGGAGAUGAGAUUGAGAAGCUAGCCAGACAAAAGCAUGGCGAGGAAAUGCCAAAUGCGCACAGUGGGCCCUUGUCCCAUGCUUCAAGGGCGUUCGAGGAUCUCACAUUUGAGGAAGUUUGGGGACUUGCAAAAAAGCAAUAUAAAGACUUCAAUGAGCUGAACGGACACGAGAUUCAGGAUCUGGCUAGGCAGAAAUAUGACGAGACAAUGACUUCAGUCUCUGAGACGCCUGCGCCAAUUGAAAAUCAGAACAGGACCAUAACUGAACCUGCCACAUCACAGCUAGUGGCUAAUAAGGAGGCACUAGAUGCAAAUAACGAGAAAGGAAAGAGAACUGCGCCUAUCGAACUCGGAGACAGCGAUGAAGGCGAAAGUGACGCCGUUAUCACUUUUAAGCCGAAGGGAAGGCGCGCGGCUGUAGAUAGCGCCUACAAGCCUGGGAGGUCAAACGAAAAGAAGACCUAGACUUUCAGGUCCCAAUUUCGUCUAUGUCUCGCAUGCGUUGGAAUUAUAAUUAGUGUGCGCAGGCAUAUCUCGGUCAGAAACAAGGGUUGUGCCAUUCCUCACUGCUUCCCGCUCCAGUUCUUAUACACCAAUGGCCGAACCACAGCGUCCUUUCAGCGUUAUAUCUAGGAACAUAACCCGCGGGGUUAUUUGCGCGGAGGAUAAUAGGUAUCAUUUUGCAAUGCAUGGUGUUGAUGACGGACAUAGGCGCGGAUCGGUAUCUCAAAUGCCCGGAAUCAAAAUGGGAGACGAGCCGACAGUUACAGCUAUUCAAUAUCCGAAUGGGAUAAAACAGCAUUUGAAAAUCAAUUGAGCAAGAAU